UCAGAAAAGACUUUAGGAAAUUUUCGUGCUACAAAACGUUUUGCGAUUAAAAAGUUAUGACAUAAAAUAUUGAAUCAAACGCAGCCAAGUAUACGUGCAUUAUGGCGAUCGGGUGCGUGUAAGCUUCGCGCGCUCUUUUACUUUUCGGCAUUUUCCUCGAAAAAUUACCGAGCAUAUGCUAUAAAAAUUAAACAAACAUUCAAUUAAAACACCAACAAAUCUGUGUUCAUAUUAAAAAGGGCCAUUCUCGUUCCAAAUAUUUUUUGAACACGUCGACAAUUCCGAAGCAAAAUGCCACAGACAAGUUUACAUGGGAAAAAAUCACAGACUUACUUACAAGGAGGCAAAGUAGUAACACAAACUUCAAAACGUAAAAGACGGGCAACAGAAAUUUCUGAAGAUUCAGAAAAUGUAUACCCGCCUAGUAAAAUACCAGCAUUAUCACAUGUAUCAUAUGCAGAAUCUUGUCAUACAGUACAUUCAUUAGAAAAUUCAUGCACACCACAUCAAGUGUCUCCAUUGAAAGAGCAACAAGAACCAGCCACAUGGUCUGAAUUAAGAACUGCAACAUGUUUUUUAACGCCAUCUUCUUCUAAUAAUACGUUAAAUAGACCAAGUCCUUUACCAUCAUUUCCAUGGGCUGAUGGUUCUCAAGUUUGGUCUCUUAUGUGUUUGGGAGAUCAAAAGACCAUUACUCAAAGGAAUCCACAAAUGUUCCAAAGGCAUCCAACAUUACAACCAAGAAUGCGGGCAAUUUUAUUAGAUUGGUUGAUUGAAGUUUGUGAAGUGUAUAAGCUACAUAGAGAGACUUAUUAUCUAGCAAUGGAUUACAUAGACAGAUAUUUGUCCAUUCAUCACAAUGUACCCAAAAAUCAGUUACAAUUAAUAGGCAUUACAUGUCUCUUUAUAGCUGCCAAGGUUGAGGAAAUAUAUCCACCCAAAAUAGCAGAAUUUGCAUACGUUACUGAUGGAGCAUGCACAGAGGAAGAAAUCUUAGGAAAAGAAUUAGUAAUUUUGAAAGGUCUUGGGUGGAAUUUAUCCCCAGUCACUGCUCCUGGCUGGCUUAAUAUUUAUAUGCAAAUUGAAUCAGGAGAUUGGUCUAGACCGAAUGCAUUUAUUUAUCCACAAUAUGGAGGUUUACAAUAUUCUCAGGCAGCUCAAUUGUUAGAUCUAGCUACAUUGGAUGAAGGAAGUUUAAAAUUCCCUUAUAGUCACAUAGCUGCAGCAGCUAUUUACCAUACACUAGGAAGAGAAUGUUCCUUAAGAGUAUCCCGUAUUCCAUGGGAGCAGCUUGCACUCUGUGUUAAAUGGCUUACUCCCUUUGCAAUGACAGCUGCUGAAGAAGAUUCUCAGUGCCUUCUAAGGUCUACAAUAACACCUGUAGAAUCACAUUCUGGAUCUGGACUUAAGGCAACAGUGCCUAAUAUAGUAAUGGAUGAAUCACAUCGUAUACAAACUCAUGUAGUAGAUUUAAAUAUGCUAGAAAGAGCACAACAACGAUUAGUAGAUGAAAUUCCUUCUACUGACACAAAUGAAUCUGACUCUAAUCUCGAAUCUGGUAGGCAGAGUCCAAAUGAAAGUGGUCUUUUAACACCACCAUCUAGUAGUCAAAAGAAUUCUACCACACCGUCGCGUCCUCCACCGCAGUUACACCCAUAUACGUAAUCAAAUAUUUAUAAAUACUUCAUAGUCUUUGUUAAGCGUUUCAUUUACUAAUUGCUGGUGAAUGAUUUUAAUUAAACAUAGUAAUGUAUAUGUCUGUUAGGAAAUAUCAUUAACUGCUUGAAACAGUUUUGCCUUGUAUAAAGCUGCACAAUGUGCUAUGAAGUACGGGAUUGCAUAAGUGCACGAUAAUGACAGUGAACACUGUAUAUUAUCGUAAAUAAUACGGUGCUCCCCAUUAAAAUCCAUUGUCUUUGAGCAAUGAUAUUUAUCUUGUAAUAGUAAGACAUACAGUACAAGGUGUUAACCAUUUUCUGUAGUAGUGUCCACAGUGACACUGAAUUUAUUUAAUAUUACUUGUUUUAUUGUGGACGUUUAAAAGAAGUGCCUUGCAUAGAGGAAUGUAAACUUACACGAAAGCCUAUGGCUAUCUUCUGUGAUUAUAUUCAUGCAGUGAAACUUGAUAAUACAUUAUAUUAUUAUA
Eufriesea mexicana is the source of this 2146-nucleotide messenger RNA. RefSeq names its product cyclin E (gene CycE). Lineage: Eukaryota; Metazoa; Arthropoda; Insecta; Hymenoptera; Apidae. The transcript has 3 exons. The coding region runs from base 292 to 1665 and encodes 457 amino acids. The record is from RefSeq and is a predicted model, not a curated record.